UUGUCUAGGUUACUUGCCUAGCAAACGUCUGGAAAAUACCAUCAUUAGACACGUAGCGCCCUCCAGCGGUUACGUUUCCUGGACGUUGUUUGGGACCGUUAGAGACGCAUCAGUCGAAAUGCUAUGUGCGCUCACAAAUUCAGAGAAAUCCCUUACGCUUUCCCCCAAGCAAACAUGGUUAGGAGUUUGAGAUGUUGGAGUGCGCCUCUCACUGGCGAUUUACUGAAGAUUCGCAGAAAGUUGUGGGUGUCCUGGCGCCAUUUCGGAUCUAACGAAGACUGGUCCUUUUAGCUCUAGAAGAUUAGGGAAAUCUAGGAACCAACAUGGAAGCAAAGAUCUUUGGCUAACCAAAGUUAUCAGCAAGGAGCGUCUAUUGGUAUCCAGGAAGUGAGCUCACAAGUGGUUCGUGUGGGUCUGUUUCUGUGGUCGAAAAAAGCCGAGGUCCUCCCAAAAAACUUCUGCACAAAAAAGGUGGACCAACGCGAAAACAGUUUUGGGGCAGUCAACAAGAAGCUGAUACAGAUUAUUGUGCAAUGUCGGAGGCUCUGUACCUGAACACCAUACUUUUCGUUGCAGUUUGUCCAAGGUGCUAUUGUUCUUAAACAUAAAAUAGACGGAAGGACAAAUACUUGCCAAACAAAUGGAUUAAAGUAAAAAAAAAAAAAAAAAAAAAUAAAAAAAAUGGAGAGAGCAGCUGAGAGUGGGGUGAGGAGGUUGGCGCUAGCAAAUUCUGAAAUCUUGCUUUGUUUUUCGAUACACUGCAUCUAGCAAGAUAGCUUGUUAAAAUCCUAAAUAACUUCAAGAGGGCGGAUUUUUUCUUUUUGUUGCCAGUUUUAGCAGCUUGUUGCCACUCUUACAUUAGGAAUUGGAACUUAGCUUGUUGCUUUGCAAGCGACUUGGGGAAGACCGAAGUUGGUUUGGGUUUUUUUUUGGGGGGGGCGCGGCCCAGAUGCAGUGACCUCAUGCCGUGCGGGCGAUGAAGAUGCUCUGCGACGCUGGGGGGGCAGGAUCGUGACAUGAUGGGGUGCGGGAGGAGCAAGGUUCUCCCCGAGCCGCCCUCGGAAGUCCAGCUGGACCUGGUCAAGAAGGUGGAGCCCCAGGCCGGACAGGCCGCCGACCCCUACAGGCACUUCAUCCGGGAGGGGGCCAGCGGCGGGGGCAAGGCGGGCGGCGGCGGCGGCGGCGAGAAGACCGGCUCGCCCUCCCCCCACCAGUCCCAGGGCCCCCCCGGCGGCCCGCCGGACCCGUCCGACCCGCGGCGGAGCAAGGCGGCCAAGUACCGGGCCAAGUUCGACCCGCGCGUGACCGCCAAGUACGACAUCAAGGCGCUGAUCGGCCGCGGAAGCUUCAGCCGGGUGGUGCGGGUGGAGCACAAGAGCACGCGGCAGCCGUACGCCAUCAAGAUGAUCGAGACGCGCUGCCAGGAGGGCCGCGAGGUGUGCGAGUCGGAGCUGGGCGUGCUGCGGCGCGUGCGCCACGCCAACAUCAUCCAGCUGAUCGAGGUGUUCGAGACGGCCGAGCGCGUGUACAUGGUGAUGGAGCUGGCCACCGGCGGCGAGCUCUUCGACCGCAUCAUCGCCCGCGGCUCCUUCACGGAGCGCGACGCCACGCGCGUCCUGCAGAUGGUGCUGGACGGCGUGAAGUACCUGCACACGCUGGGCAUCACGCACCGCGACCUCAAGCCCGAGAACCUGCUGUACUACCACCCGGGCGCCGACUCCAAGAUCAUGAUCACCGACUUCGGCCUGGCCAGCACCCGUCGCCGGGGCAACGAGUGCCUGAUGAAGACCACCUGCGGCACGCCCGAGUACAUCGCGCCCGAGAUCCUGGUGCGCAAGCCCUACACCAACGCCGUGGACAUGUGGGCGCUGGGCGUCAUCUCCUACAUCCUGCUCAGCGGCACCAUGCCCUUCGAGGACGAGAACCGCACGCGCCUCUACCGCCAGAUCCUCAAGGGGAAGUACAGCUUCUCAGGGGAGCCCUGGCCCAACGUGUCCAACCUGGCGAAGGACUUCAUCGAGCGCGUGCUGACGGUGGACCCCGCCGCGCGGCUGAGCGCGGGGCAGGCGCUCAAGCACCCCUGGAUCGUCAGCAUGGCCGCCUCCUCGUCUAUGAAGAACCUGCACCGCUCCAUCUCCCAGAACCUCCUGAAGAGGGCGUCCUCGCGCUGCCACAGCACCAAGUCGGCGCAGUCCACCCGCUCCAGCCGCUCCACCAAGUCCAACAAGUCGCGGCGUGCCCGCGAGCGCGAGCUGCGGGAGCUCAACCGCCGCUACCAGCAGCAGUACAACGGCUAGCGCCGCUAACGCCGCUGACGGACCCGCACCGCCCCCUCCUCCUCCUCCUCCUCCUCCUCCUCGCCCAGGCCACAGAGACCGCAAAAACACACGUCCUCUCUUUCUUUUUCCAAGCUACUCUUCUCUUUGUCUCUCUCUCUCUUUCUUUGUGCGUUCGUGUUCCUUUAUUUAUUUAUUGCCUGUGUUGUCCUUGUCGUUGUGUGUUUUUAAAACAUUUUUAUUCUUUUUCCUCUGAAAGCUAGCAUCAUCACGUGAAGCCUUAAGGCUGGAAGGAUCUGUUGAACAGAAUUCUGGGAAGUGAAGUUUUUUUUUUUGGUUGGUUUUUUUUAUUUUACUUGAGUGUUAAGAAGACGGUUAAAAUGAAGGGUCUGUUGAAGGAAUCUUUUGUGUAUGCUAUCUACGUCCUUGCUGUGAAAUUGUACGGUAAAAGAAGAGCAGAUGUUUGUGAAGGGUAAGCAAUAAUAAGCAUUAAAAAUGCAUUUCAGUUUAAGUUAAAUUGGUACAGUUCACCGAAACCUCAGUGUGUUCAUGGUGGCCAAAUUUUAAUUAAAAUCAUUCAGUUUCCAUGCUGUCUAAAUCCCAUGGGAAGGGAAGGGAAGGGAAGGGAGGGGAAGGGUUUCUUCUGUAAUGCCCGCUGUUUUGUAGUGAUCGUCUUCCCUUCGCAGAGCGAUCUCCAGCAGUUCCUUAACCUCUCAUCCCUGCCUGAGAGUUACGGUCCGAAAGCGAGUCCUCCGUUUGAGUGACAGGCCGUGUUCUGCGGUUCCAUUGCUCCGCCCACAGACCUCUCGAGGGUUCGCCCGUCUGAGCAGUGGGCGGAGCUUGCGGCCGGGGUCCCGGUGGUUCCCGGGCGCCCGCGCUCGCAAUCCACCUCAACCGUUUGCCUCUCGACCUCUGACCUCUGACACAGUAUUUACUUCCUGUGCGCACUGAAACAAAAUGGCCUCCUUGUGCCCCGGGUACGGCCCUGUCUGACUCAUCCACCCACUCUAGGACUUGCUUAUAAAACCACGUGCACUGGUCCUCAGUACACUCCUGUGUAAUACAGGGAGCUCUGUUAUUUAUGCCUGGCCUCUAGGUUGUUCUUGCAGUCGACUUCAUCUGGACAGAGCCUGGCAGUCAUGUGCAACAGUUGUAGCUGUGGGUAAUGCAAGGGAAACGCAGUUGUAUUACACAGUGCUGAGUCAGCCUGAAUUGGUUCCUGCUCUACAGUGGAAAAAGGGGUUUUAGUGAGCCAGCCUGGUUCCAGCUCUACAGUGGAAAAAGGAUAUUAGUGAGCCAGCCUGGUUCCAGCUCUACAGUGGAAAAGGGAUAUUAGUGAGCCAGUCUGGUUCCAGCUCUACAGUGGAAAAGGGAUAUUAGUGAGCCAGUCUGGUUCCAGCUCUACAGUGGAAAAGGGGUAUUAGUGAGCCAGCCUGGUUCCAGCUCUACAGUGGAAAAGGGGUAUUAGUGAGCCAGCCUGGUUCCAGCUCUACAGUGGAAAAGGGGUAUUAGUGAGCCAGCCUGGUUCCAGCUCUACAGUGGAAAAGGGAUAUUAGUGAGCCAGCCUGGUUCCAGCUCUACAGUAGAUAAGGGGCAUCAGUGAGCCAGCCUGGUUCCAGCUCUACAGUGGAAAAGGGGUAUUAGUGAGCCAGCCUGGUUCCAGCUCUACAGUGGAAAAGGGCUAUUAGUGAGCCAGCCUGGUUCCAGCUCUACAGUGGAAAAGGUGUAUUCGUGAGCCAGCCUGGUUCCAGCUCUACAGUGGAAAAGGGCUAUUAGUGAGCCGGCCUGGUUCCAGCUCUACAGUGGAAAAGGUGUAUUCGUGAGCCAGCCUGGUUCCAGCUCUACAGUGGAAAAGGGGUAUUAGUGAGCCAGCCUGGUUCCAGCUCUACAGUGGAAAAGGGGUAUUAGUGAGCCAGCCUGGUUCCAGCUCUACAGUGGAAAAGGGGUAUUAGUGAGCCAGCCUGGUUCCAGCUCUACAGUGGAAAAGGGGUAUUAGUGAGCCAGCCUGGUUCCAGCUCUACAGUGGAAAAGGGGUAUUAGUGAGCCAGCCUGGUUCCAGCCCUGUUGUGGAAAAGGGUUGUGAUUGAAAAAAUGUAAGGAAAAUGAAAAUGAAAGCCUGUGCAGUGACCCUAUCAAAUCAGACUAAAUCUGAUUGGUUGCUCUUCUGGCCGAUUCCCCUCCCACCCAUUCAGCGAACGCAGAGUGGCAGCUACAUCCCAAACUCUGUUGCUGGGGGGGACAAAGUGUCUGCAGGUGUUUCUGGUUUCCUUUCAAUCAGCAGCCCAUUUAGGGCUGGGGAAAUUAGGUCUGGGGACUCAUUAGCCAAUCAGAACGAGGUCUUGGGACUCAUUAGCCAAUCAGUGGCUUACAUUAUAUGGUGAAAGUAAGUGAAAAGUGGCAGGUGAUCCCCCAGGGUGCAGGUGGAGGUCCCUGCUUUAGUGGCUGUGCACUGUUCCAGGGUGCAGGUGGAGGUCCCUGCUCCAGGGUGCUGGUGGAGGUCCCUGCUUUAGUGGCUGUGCACUGUUCCAGGGUGCAGGUGGAGGCCCCUGCUUUAGUGGCUGUGCACUGUUCCAGGGUGCAGGUGGAGGUCCCUGCUCCAGGGUGCAGGUGGAGGUCCCUGCUCCAGGAUGCAGGUGGAGGCCCCUGCUUUAGUGGCUAUGCACUGUUCCAGGGUGCAGGUGGAGGUCCCUGCUCCAGGAUGCAGGUGGAGGCCCCUGCUUUAGUGGCUAUGCACUGUUCCAGGGUGCAGGUGGAGGUCCCUGCUCCAGGAUGCAGGUGGAGGUCCCUGCUCCAGGAUGCAGGUGGAGGCCCCUGCUUUAGUGGCUAUGCACUGUUCCAGGGUGCAGGUGGAGGUCCCUGCUCCAGGAUGCAGGUGGAGGCCCCUGCUUUAGUGGCUAUGCACUGUUCCAGGGUGCAGGUCGAGGUCCCUGCUCCAGGGUGCAGGUGGAGGUCCCUGCUCCAGGGUGCUGGUGGAGGUCCCUGCUUUAGUGGUUGUGCACUGUUCCAGGGUGCAGGUGGAGGUCCCUGCUCCAGGGUGCUGGUGGAGGUCCCUGCUUUAGUGGCUAUGCACUGUUCCAGGGUGCAGGUCGAGGUCCCUGCUCCAGGGUGCAGGUGGAGGUCCCUGCUCCAGGGUGCUGGUGGAGGUCCCUGCUUUAGUGGUUGUGCACUGUUCCAGGGUGCAGGUGGAGGUCCCUGCUCCAGGGUGCUGGUGGAGGUCCCUGCUUUAGUGGUUGUGCACCGUUCCAGGGUGCAGGUGGAGGUCUCUGCUUUAGUGGCUGUGCAGUGUUCCAGGGUGCAGGUGGAGGUCCCUGCUCCAGGGUGCUGGUGGAGGUCCCUGCUCCAGUGUGCAGGUGGAGGUCUCUGCUUUAGUGGUUGUGCACUGUUCCAGGGUGCAGGUGGAGGUCCCUGCUCCAGGGUGCAGGUGGAGGUCCCUGCUCCAGGCUGCUGGUGGAGGUCCCUGCUCCAGGGUGCAGGUGGAGGUCCCUGCUUCAGUGGCUGUGCAGUGUUCAGAAGGUGCUGGAAGAGGUUGGGAGGGCAGGACUUCAGUUGAAAAUGCCAGUACUCUGUACUUAAGCAGUAAGAGUGCCCCUAACUGCUCUGUGUAAGCUGAGGAUGGUGGCCCUGUUUUUUGUGUUUGUUUCUUUUUUCUGGAAGGAACGUGCACAAAUCAAACUUGUGCACUGCUGUGAUGUGCAUCACUCUUGUCCCAGAAGAAAAGAAAAAGAAUAGUUUAAAUUUUUUACUCUCCAGUAUUAUGUUGACUGUGACCUUCUAGCCUUUGAAUGAAGAAUUGUGUUUAUGAACUGAUUUUAUUUUUCCAUUGCCGUGCAGCUAUUCAACCCUGAUUUUUGUUUUUGAGUGCACUAGUUUUCACUAAAACUUAUCAUAAAUGUUAGCAUGCCUUUUUAGGCAACUUCUAAAUGCACGCAGUGUUCAAUACGUGUGUUUAAUGAAGGCACUAAACCCCCCCCCCCCCCCCCAAAAAAAAAUUAAUAAAUAAAUAAACACUAAAUGCAAAGCAUUUGACGAGUAACAGGUACAGCACACUGACAGAGCUGUGCAUUGUGGGAAUUGUAUGCAUCGUGGGUCAUAAAGCUAAAGUAAACAAAAAGUAUUUGUGCCUUUAAUGGCAUCCAUUGCUGGUUUCAUGUCAAGUAUGUUUUCUUUUUCCCACGGUGCACAGGAACUGGUGCCGUGGGCUAUGCAUAGCAAAUUGUGGUCACUCACUCACUCACUCACGGACGACCUUUGAGGGACGUUUUGUGGGACACAUGCGCAGGUGGUGCUUCGUUUAGUAGGACGCAUGCGCAGGUGGUGCCAGCUAAAACGUGUCUGCGGAAGUGAGUUGCGCCUUGGGUCUGGACGGUUCCGUGCUUGUUUCUUUUUAAAAAAAAAAGAAAUGGUCAGUUCUGUUUUUACUUUUUUAAAAUUGAGAUUUUUAAACACAUUUCUUAAGGGAAUUAAAGCUGGUAGAUUUUCUACGGGACAAGCGUCCUAAAUCACACGAUUGGCAGAACACACUUCAGCCAAACGUUUUUGAAGGAAAGGGGACGCUUCUUUUCUUGUGAAUCCUGUCUUUUUUUUUCUUUAAAAAAAAAAAAAAAAAAAAGCUUUUCUGUUCAGUUCUGAAUUGAGAUGUGAAUUGUUCUUCUUUUUGAAUACUGGAAUAGCUGAAGAGCACAGGCUAGCUGUCGGCCAUCUUGCCAUCUUUAAGCUGCAUUUUGAGCGGGCAGAGGGGAAAGGCCGGUGCAGUCCCAGGGGAGGGGUUUCCUCUAUCUAACCACACAGCCAGAGACGUUCUGAUUGGUCUGCGGUGGCGUUGUAAUUCGCAUCUGACCCUAGCACUUUUGAAGUGACCUGUGGAGUAGAGUUAAUGAUUGGUUUUAUUAUUAUUGUUAUUAUUAUUAUUAUUACUAUUAUUAUUGUUUUUUUUUUUGUUUUGUUUUUUUUUGUUUUUCAAACAGUGUUUAUUUCAUUACAUUUGUUAUUUUACACCAGUGAGCUCUGUCUAUCCCAAAUAGCCUAAUUUUUCAGUGGUCACGCAGUGGUCAUGAAUGCAACCUUUUUUUUUGUCCUUUUGCAAAAAUGUUUGUAUUCCAUGUUUGUAAGUUUUCCCAUGUUUUGUCAUGUCUGUUUUUACCAGAUCUACUUCCGUCGAUUCUUAUUCUGAUGUGGAGAAGGCUGGUACUAGGCAUCAGCACACUGAUGAAAUGAGUAGAACUGAGUGAUUUCCUGGGGGGGAAUUGAAUACCCCCCAUUUUCAGUUUAACUGUGACCUAAUUUUUGCAUUAUGCAGCCCAACACUCAUGUUCUAAUCAUCUAAAUUCCUUUACUGAUCUGGAGGAGACCAAAUUGAAGAUCGUGUUUGCUUUAUUCUUUUCUUUCAAUCCAUUUACAGUUUUUUUUUUUUUUUUUCAUCCCCCCGCCCCCGCUCCUCAAAUAUGAAUUUCCAGUGGAGUCUCUCUGAGGCACUGCUGUGAGAUUCCUGGACUAUACACAUGCCAACAUGGUACAUCCCCUCCUCCUCUUGAGACCGAUACUCUGAUUGAGACCGAUACUCUGAUUGAGACCGAUACUCUGAGAUCGAUACUCCGAUUGAGACCAAUACUCUGCGGCCGAUACUCUGAACGUACCUGAUUGAGACCGAUACUCUGAGACGAUACUCUGAUUGAGACCGAUACUCUGAGAUCGAUACUCUGAUUGAGACUGAUACUCUGAGAUCGAUACUCCGAUUGAGACCGACUCUCCUACUGAGACCGAUACUUCAAUUGAGACCGAUACUCUGAGACUGAUCCGAUACUCUGAUUGAGACCAAUACUCUGUCCCCCCCCCUCCCCCCCCCCAUGCUUAAGGCGAGUGCCUUCACUUGUGGAGCCAAUCAGGGCUCGGUACGGAUAGUUCCAUGUUCAUUCAGGAAAUUUGAUUCGUGAACUGGGAAAAAAAAUGGCCGUGAUGUUCUACAGGGGAUUUUUCAAUUAAUUGAAUUGCGGUUUAUUUCCUGAACUCAAAUGGACUUAACCCCCCCCCCCCCCCCACCACCACCACCACCAUCUCCAGCCCCCACCAACCCCCAACCGUGGCGCCUUUGCGCUUUAUAUUCCUAAAUUUGUUUAACCUUAAUAAUUCCGCUUUGUAAUGAUGACCAUCAGCGAUAUUUCGGGAGAACACUCCGUUCUUAAAGGGACUAAAGGGAGCCUCGGCGUGCUCCUGGUUUUUGUUUUUUUUUUAAGAGGAAAACCCGUUUAAGUGUGCGUAGGACUGAAAGGAGCAAAUUGAGCCGAAGUUGUCUUAGCUUUUUCUUUUUCUUCGAGAAACACUGUGCCAGAUCACUAAAUGACAGAAUGAGUUCAAAGGCAUUUCGCUGUGAGUACAUCCAUUUUGUUUUUAAUAAGCGUGUACUCUGGAUUUGUUACAUUUCACACCUGUAUAGUGUAUUACAAAAAGAUGAUGUACAAGUCAAAACCAGCACUGUUUCCCCAACAGACUUUUUUUAAUAACGUGUUUGUAUCUGAUGUAUUUUAAAUGUUUUUGUCUGUGUGUUUAUAAUGGAGGUUAAUGAAUAGAUUUUUUUAAUUUACUUUUUUUUUUUUAUGAUGAACUGGUUCAGUCUUAGUUUUGUGUAAACGCGUGCCUACGAAAUAAACCCUAUAACGUGU
This is a messenger RNA of Anguilla rostrata (American eel), 8932 nucleotides long. It is a transcript of the gene pskh1, whose product is annotated as protein serine kinase H1. The coding region runs from base 1017 to 2297 and encodes 426 amino acids. The transcript is spliced from 3 exons. Gene Ontology annotation, biological process: protein phosphorylation. Gene Ontology annotation, molecular function: ATP binding; protein kinase activity. NCBI's taxonomy places the organism in Eukaryota, Metazoa, Chordata, Actinopteri, Anguilliformes, Anguillidae. The record is from RefSeq and is a predicted model, not a curated record.